This is a messenger RNA of Cottoperca gobio, 3794 nucleotides long. RefSeq names its product sarcoglycan, delta (dystrophin-associated glycoprotein) (gene sgcd). The coding region runs from base 515 to 1393 and encodes 292 amino acids. The transcript has 9 exons. Gene Ontology annotation, cellular component: sarcolemma; sarcoglycan complex. Gene Ontology annotation, biological process: cardiac muscle tissue development; heart contraction. The record is from RefSeq and is a predicted model, not a curated record. Lineage: Eukaryota; Metazoa; Chordata; Actinopteri; Perciformes; Bovichtidae.
CCGGCUGUGCGCUCUGCAGUUCUGGUGUGCUGGAUCUUCUUCUCUCCUCUUUAUCUCUCCACUGAAGGAUGCUCAGUUAUUUCCACGAUCAGGAAUAUUACUACUACAACUACCAAUACUCUUGCUGCUGCUGUCCACUUCUCUGCUCCAGCCAUAUCGCAGCCUGAGGUGCCCCGGUCCCCUAAAGGGAAGACGAAGCAUGAGAGAGGCACCCGCGUUGCACAUGGAAAUGAGCUGUCUGCUGCUGGUUCUGCUGGACUACAGCCUCUAAACCAGACUUGAGAUUAUCCAUAAAUCACAGAAAGGCUCUGAAGAAAUUGGGGAUCCUCAGAGUUCCUUUCGGAUGAGCCAAAGAUUCCUGUAUCACUGUAUAUCGAGGAGCACCAGCUGCUUAACCAGCUCUAUGGUUUUCUGACUUGUCCAAGACUGUGAUUUUGGCAUCUGACUGAGAGGUGAUUAGAGAAAUCCCCCGGACCCUGUCAGAAACUCCGAAUCAGCACACUCAUACACUGAGAUGACCCAAGAACAGUGCACUCAUAGGAACAAUGUCCAGAGUUCAGAGAAACCCCAAGUGUACAAAGUGGGAAUAUACGGCUGGAGGAAACGCUGCCUUUACUUCUUCGUCCUGCUGCUGAUGAUCUUGAUCCUGAUCAACUUGGCACUAACUAUCUGGAUCCUCAAGGUCAUGAACUUCACCAUAGACGGCAUGGGCAAACUGAGAAUAACAGAGAAGGGCCUGAAACUGGAAGGGGACUCUGAGUUCCUACAACCCCUCUAUGCCAAAGAAAUCCAAUCCAAACCAGGUCGCCCGCUGUUCCUGCAGUCGUCCAGAAACGUGUCGGUCAAUAUUGUCAACAGCAACAACCAGCUGCUCACACAACUUGUAACAGGAUCCACUGGAUUUAAAGCACGAGGCAAGAUGUUUGAAGUCAAAUCCACCACUGGGAAGCUCCUCUUCUCCGCCGACGAGCAGGAGGUGGUGGUGGGCGCGGAGAGGCUCCGAGUGAUGGGCGCCGAAGGAGCCGUGUUCAGCAAAUCGUUGGAGACGCCACACGUCAGGGCCGAGCCUUUCAAAGAGCUAAGGCUGGAGUCUCCCACCCGCUCCCUGCUGAUGGAGGCUCCGAAAGGCAUCCAGAUCCUGGCUGAGGCCGGAGACAUCCAGGCCAUCUGCAGGAACGAGCUGCGACUGGAGUCCAAAGACGGAGAGAUCUCUCUGGAUGCUCGGAGGAUUCGCCUGAUGCGGCUGCCUGAAGGGAAGGCCUCCACCAGCUCCUCGUCCUCCGGGAACCGGCAGACUGUCUACGAGGUUUGCGUUUGUCCCAACGGGAGGCUUUUCCUGUCCCAGGCCGGCACCGGAUCCACCUGCCAGAUCAGCAACAAUGUCUGCCUCUAGGACUGAUACAUACAAAUAUAAAUAAAUACACAGGUAUCCUGAAAUAAAGACGGGCAAAGACAGACAGAUGUACACAUAUCGCCUGCCUCCAGGACUGACAGCAAACACCGACACAACAUACAAAGACUGCCAGAGCUGAUGGAAAUAUAAACAAUCAAAGAUACUGUAACUAUACACACUGGUGUACACAUUUUACAAUCACAAACAAUCUGAUAUUUAGGCUCAACCGAUAUGUUUCAACAGGCCAAUAAUGAAAAUUUUGGAUUGAAGCUUCUGACAGCUGAUCUUUUGUGCCAAUAUUUCAAUGCUAAAAGAUAUUUUCUCCCCUAAUUUUAUACGUUUCUGAGUGGAAAAGCCUUUGAAAUCAGCAUUUAAAGCAUCACGGGACAAUAAAACUCUCCAACUGAGUGUCAUACACAUCUCUCUAAGCUCUUUAUACAUACAGCACGAGUAAUAUGGCUUUUAAACUGAAUUACAUGAAUAAAAGCAAAAUGUGUUUCAUUGCAGGUUUUAACAACUUUUUAAUACAACUGAGGUCAUAAAGAAAGCUCCAUCUUGUUGGAUAUAUAGGACACUGUCUGCUGAUAUGAAUAAUAUUUAAUAAAAGGACAGUAUUGGUAAUAUAUCGGUCUGACCCUACCACUCAAACAUGACACUGCUAUGUAUUUAUAGCUUACACACAUGAGGAUGCACACACUAGCUUACAGAAUACACAGUAUACAUAUUUUAACAUGGUGUACUCACACACACACACACACACACACUCACACUAGGAGGAGCCUCCCUUUUCUCUCAAGAGCAUUUCAGUACAAGAAUCGCUAGGGUGAUCACCCAUGGCAACAGGCCACACCCCCCCGCCUCCAUUUUUCUUCUUCUUUUUCCUAAUUUCUAAUUUGUCCUCCGUGGUUACAACAUAAAUAAAAGAUUUAUACUUUUCCAUGUUGUUCAGGGGGCCCUUUAAAGCCCCAUCGGCAUGCGAGAAGCACUUAAUGACAGCUAUUCCUAAAACAAAUAGUUUCAGGAUGUAAGAUGGUGUAAUGCCGUGGUUCUCAACCCAAAGGGGCCUCGAGAUCAUUUCAACAUGCCAGAUGGUUUUUGAGAGCAAAAUAAAAAAGCAUAUUAAAAAAUAAAAUAACAUAUUUUAGACUUGGGAAUGUUUUUUACUGCACCAGGGAUAUCAUUUGCCUUUAAGAAUAGAUUUCAUUUAAUGUGUUUGUGAGAGGCAAAACGUGCAUGCACAUCAGUUUCCGACGGGUCAGGGGAAGAUAAAAAGUCACGAGUAAAGAUAAUCAGCAGUGACAUUGGACGACGCCGAGCUGCUGACUGUUCAAAGUAAACAAACACUAAAGUGUUUAUUCUUUGGGGCGGGUGGAACCCGAAAAGGUCGAGAACCACUGGUAAUGAACAUGAGGACUUGGCAUGGAUGUAUUAUGAGAACUGGAUAAUGGAUACUCAAAGUCACUUGCACGGCCAAGCAAAAAAAGCUUUCAAGCCCACUUUCACUGGGAUGAUGUCAUUUAUGUUUAAAUUACUUUUCUAGACUCUGGGGCAAAUUUGCAGCAAGGCUGAUAUCCAGCUCCCUUAAUACAUCAGCAGGACUUGGAUAUGUUCUAAGGUAUCCAUUUCAGUCAAAACGAGAUCAAGGAGUGUGUAUGUAUUAAGUGCUGUUAGUGUGCCUAUGUGACGAUACAUAAACCAGUUUUGGGAUUUGUGAAGAAGAAGAAGUUGAUGCUUAAGAGAGAUAUAGGGAACAUGUGGGGGCAGAUGCAAAGUAUUUCUUCAUUGAGGCUCUAAAUCAACAUUAUUAUUGAAUUAGCCAACAAAAUAUUCAGCCCAUUUGAUCUUUGUUACAAUCUGUCCAAAGUGUAUCAUGACAAGCUAUGACUCAUGAGCCAUGUUCACGUCACGUCACACUCAUCCAACUGGGAAUACAAACCUUCAAACUAGCUUCCCAGUGCUAACAACACUUAAUUCAUGCAACAACUAUCUUGCUAAUGUGAGUUUUUACACGUCAGGCACCUGAUUGUUUGGAUGUUGUAGCGAAGAGAUGUGAUAUGAUGUGAACAUGGUGAAAGUGCUGCAACACAAACCUCAUCCAGUGGUUUGUUUGUUUUGUUUUUGAUUUAGUCUUUUGAUUUUAAACUGAAUAGAAAGCUGUUUUAAUUUCACAUAAUAACUGUGUUCUUGUUUUGCCUGCAUAAAUUCUGUUCAUGUUUCUUCCUCAACAACUCAACAUCCUGUUAUAACACAGAACAUAUGCCAGAAAAUGUCCAAUGUCAGCUGUUCGAUCCUCGGCGUUGGUGGUCACCCUACUUGUUUCUUGCACUGGGAUAUAUAAAAAAAAAAAAAAAGGAGCCACUCUGUUGAAAGAGGGGAACUGUGCCUGUGCCUUAUGUCGAUG